Trypanosoma rangeli is the source of this 2220-nucleotide messenger RNA. Its product is annotated as putative mitochondrial exoribonuclease DSS-1. The record is from RefSeq and is a predicted model, not a curated record. The transcript has a single exon. Gene Ontology annotation, biological process: mRNA catabolic process. The coding region runs from base 1 to 2220 and encodes 739 amino acids. NCBI's taxonomy places the organism in Eukaryota, Euglenozoa, Kinetoplastea, Trypanosomatida, Trypanosomatidae. Gene Ontology annotation, cellular component: P-body; exosome (RNase complex). Gene Ontology annotation, molecular function: RNA binding; 3'-5'-RNA exonuclease activity.
AUGAGUGUCCCACGACGUGUGGUCAAACUUGUGCAGUUCUCUGGAUCCUACUUAAAUGUGGCGUGGACACGAAAGUUCAUCCUUGGCUCCUUGUUGCAGCGCUACAACCCCGCGUCCGCCAAUGGCGGUGGGACACCUGCCGUUACGUCGUCUCCUCCCCCCAAGUUGACGCGCGAGAGUGCCGCGCUGGAAAAGGAGCUGCUUAGGCUGCAACGCAUGCUUGGGGAAGUCUGGUCGCUUCCGGUGUGGCCGCUAGAUGCAGUGAGCGAGGCGCGCAUCUUUCGGCUUCUUGCACGGUACGCCGCCGGCGAGGGCGUUCUUGCCACGGAGGCAUUGGAGGAGCUGAAUCGGGUGCUGGCCUACAUUCACGGCGCCCCGCAGAGUGUCGAGAAUCCGCAGCAGAUGGAGUGUCUUCUUCAGACGCUGCAGUACGUAGAGCCGGAUGACAACUUACGACGCGUGGCAUUUGCGGGGGAGCUGCACUACCCACCCAGUGCUCUUGCGCACAUGCAGGGCUACCUGACGGAGGAGCUCCAGCAGGAUGGCGGGGACCCGUUUGACGGUAUUCGGCAGUAUAUGGAGGGGCCGGCGUACGCCAUUGACUCCGCCACCACGUCGGAGGUGGACGACGCGAUUGGGGUGCACACGGACCCCGCAACCGGGGAGGAGUACUUUGUAGUGUACGUGUCGGAUGCCACCGUAUACUGCCCUUUUGACAGCCCGCUGGAGCAGGUCACGGCGCGGCUCCUGACCACAACGACGUACCUGCCGGAGGGGGUCUUUUUUAUGCUGCCAAAGCCCAUUGUGGAGGCGGCAACGCUGCGCGAGGAUCGGCCAUGUAGGACGUUUAACAUCCGCUUUCAGAUUGAUGAAGCGACAGGGGAGCUGAAGAACUACAGCGUCGGCGUUGGCUGGCUGAAGAAGCUGCGCCGCAUCACCUACGACGAGGUCCAGGCACUGUACGACGCCAAGGAGGGGGAAACGACUGUGGCGGCGGCAGCUGCACUCCCGUCUUGGGUCACGGCAGACGACGCCCGUGCCCUGCAUCGUAUUCACGUUGCGGCACGUAAACGGCUUGAUGGGCGUCAGGCGCGUUCAUUGGAGCAAUUCAUCGACGCGAACCUCCCGGAGCCUCACAUUACAGUGGCAUCGAGACGUGUCUUGUCGGUGGAGGACCAGGUGGUUGCCACCAAAGAUGCCCGCCUGGCCGUCGCGGAGAUGAUGAUCGCCGCGAACGAGGUCUGCUCCCGUGUGGCGCAGGCAAAUCACAUACCAAUCCCCUACCGCGGCACCCGGGAGCUUUCCAUGGAUCACGAGGCGGCGCGUCUGUAUCGGGAGCCACAGGGUGUCGCAUCGGUGGCAUCACUGGACCCGCAGUACGUGUAUUUUGCGGAGGCAAUACAGCACGCCAUUCGGCAGCUGAGCGCCGUCACUCGGGCUGUCUACUUCCACACACCCAUUUACCAUGCCGGGAUGAACACGUAUAACUACACCCACAGCACAAGCCCGCUUCGGCGCUACGCAGACAUGUUGGUUCACCACCAGCUAAAGGUGUGGCUUUGGCGCACCUCCGCAGAGAACAUGCAUCGUGCCAUGUCCCUUGCCUCACGGAAAGGAGCGGCACCAGCGUUGAUGAUUGACCAACCCAUCGCAGAACAUACCAUGGCCACGCUGUGUUCCAUGAUAAGCAACAAGCAGGAGCAGUCUAGGAUUUUGCAGGAUAACAGCCAACGCUACUGGUUACUGAGACACAUUGAGCGUAACAUUCUCACAAAAGAUCGUAAUUAUCGCUUUAUUUGUCUUGUCGGCGACACACGUGGCGUGGAGAGUGCGCCCGAAUACACACGUUUCAUGGAUUCCCCGCACUUGGAUCACCUCCGCGCAGAUAACGACGCGGCUGGCGGUGGUGGUGGUGAGUUGACCCCUUCGACGUUGCAACGAGUCAAACGGACGGUACCGCUGAGUGGUCGGUGGCAGCAGCGACAGCAUGAGUACCGGUAUGUGUCGGACAUUUACAUCCCGGAACUGCAGUUCGCACACGUGGUGCUCCACAGCCUGCCAAAUGUGGUGAUUGGGGCAGUGGUGGAGUGUGGGGUGGUUGCCGUGCAUCCCACGCAGGGGCAGCUGACACUGAGGGUUGUCAAAGUGUGGACGGGUGGGGAUGAGCGUCAGUUUGAAGGGGUGUGGAAGCGGGCGCUACUUCCCUCGCUUGACUCGUGA